AAUGGACGGCAUUCCUGAUUUUAUCCCCUCAACUCUUGUACCGUCUGGUGCCUACUUAAAAUAGCCCGUCCCAUACGUCUGCAUCUAACAUAGCAACCGCCAGCUUCUGUCUAUUCAUCUGAAUCGAUCUUCCUACCUGAUCUUACCUGUUCCAGCAUUCAAAGUGCCCCAGAAAGCAACCGAAUCAUGGCUCCCCCUUACGACACCAACACCACCGCCGACGAGCUGGUUAACGACUUCGCGGCCGAAAUCAAGGGCAAGGUCGUCCUCACCACCGGCGUAACCCCCGGCGGUCUCGGCGCCGUUUUCGUAGAGACCGUCGCGAAAGCCCAACCGGCCCUGCUGAUCCUGGCCAGCCGCAACGUGGCAAAGACGCAAGAGACGGCCGACGCCAUCACCUCCUCGCACCCCAACGUGGCCGUCCGCGUCCUCCAGCUGGACCUCGUCUCGCCGGACUCCGUGCGCGAGGCGGCCUCGAAGCUCAACGGCUGGGACGACGUCCCCUCCAUCGACGUACUGGUGAACAACGCGGCCGUCAUGGCGACCGACUACGCCGUCACGCCCGAGGGCAUCGAGAGGCAGUUCGCCACGAACCACUUGGGCCACUUUCUCUUCACGAACCUCAUCAUGGGCAAGAUCCUCAAGUCGGCGUCGCCGCGCGUCGUGAGCGUGAGCAGCAGCGGUCAUCGAAUGAGCCCGAUCCGCUGGGGUGACCUCAACUUUGACAAGGACGCAACCUACAACGGGUGGCAGGCCUACGGGCAAUCCAAGACAGCCAAUAUCCUGUUUGCGAUUUCCUUGGCGGAAAAACUUGGCCCCAAGGGGCUUCUGGCGCUCAGUGUCCAUCCCGGGGUGAUUUUUACCACCGGCCUCGGCACGCACUUGGAUUUCGCCAAGGAGUCGCAAGACAUCGUGAGCAUCCACAAGAGGCUCGGCAACCCCGAGGCCUGGACACAAACCGAAUUCAUCUCGGCCGAGCGAGGCACUGCCACACAUGUGUUCGCAGCUUUUGCCCCGAGUUUGAAGGACCACAAUGGGGCGUAUCUGCUGGAUUCGCGGGUUGCCGACCCAUUUGGAGACGAGGUGAUGGCCUGGGCCACGAGCAAGAUCGAGGCAGAAAGGCUUUGGAAGUUGAGCGAGAAACUUGUCGGCCAGAAGUUUUCAUUUUGAGUGCAGGAUUUCGACGAGUGAUGAGGGUGUACGUGGAGAAUGAAGUGCCAGUGUGAUUCUCUCAACUCCCCUAAGCUUUUUCAUGAUGGGUCGGGCCACUGCAGUCGGCCAAGACAACCAUGCCAAAGACAGUCAAGCGUGCGUAAUCGGUCGGCAGAUAGAAGCGGACCGGUGAACGCAUUAAAAAUGAGAUCAAUGGAAAGAUGUUGCUCCAC
Messenger RNA from Sodiomyces alkalinus F11, 1385 nucleotides. Its product is annotated as NAD(P)-binding protein. The transcript is spliced from 4 exons. Lineage: Eukaryota; Fungi; Ascomycota; Sordariomycetes; Glomerellales; Plectosphaerellaceae. The record is from RefSeq and is a predicted model, not a curated record. Bases 187 to 1170 code for a protein of 327 amino acids.